AUGACCGCUCUUUACUCUGGAACACUUGCCGAAAACUAUCAGACGCCCUUCCUCACCCGAUCCUCGGCGAGACCGUCGGCGCCGCCCUCACCCUCCGCGCCACAGAUUCAGAGACGGGCAAGGGAGGAAAGGUCAAAGUCACUGAGGACGAUAUCAUCAAGCAUGAACGUGGAAAGCUGGCCAAACAUGCGGUACCCGUUAUGGCCGGUGAUGAUUUGGAAAGAGCUUGAUUUAUCCAGAAACGUCAAUGGAAAGAUUGUCAAAAGAGAGAUCAGAGACAUUGCUCGCGAAGAAUGGGCCAGAAGGAAUGGUAUCAAGCAAGUUGACGAACAAUGA
Cryptococcus wingfieldii CBS 7118 is the source of this 336-nucleotide messenger RNA. RefSeq lists its product as hypothetical. The coding region runs from base 1 to 336 and encodes 111 amino acids. The transcript is spliced from 3 exons. Lineage: Eukaryota; Fungi; Basidiomycota; Tremellomycetes; Tremellales; Cryptococcaceae. The record is from RefSeq and is a predicted model, not a curated record.